GCUAACGCUUUCAUGUCUCAACCAACUACUUAGCUGAACUGCCCUUCUCACUUUCCCUCCGCCAUUCUUUCUGUCUCCCCUUGCUACAAUGGGGACGAGAUUAUGGGAUUACUGGGUAGAAGAAGCACUUGUUAAGCUUGAAUCUUUAAAAGUCCUGCGAUCUUUAAGGCCUAUUUACCUCUCCAAAGAACCUCAACCCCGAAAUGAAAACUCACUUGAACUAGAAGGCGAUGAUUACGAGGCGUUCGACGAAAUGCAGCCAUGGGAUCGCUUCUCAGUCGAAGUCUCCAUUUCAGACUCUACAUUUCAAGAAUGGCUCCUUGAAAUUCCCAGUUCCGGAGACGAGAUUGCAUGUACAGACAGAAUAACUAACCAUAAUGUUGAGGGGAGGUACAAGAAAUUACUUUUAUUCUCUGGCAAUGAUUACUUGGGCUUGAGUUCACAUCCCACAAUUGGAAAGGCUGCUGCAAAGGCAGCCCUGGAACAUGGAAUGGGACCAAGAGGUUCUGCUUUAAUCUGUGGAUACACCAAUUACCAUAGGUUAUUAGAGUCUUGCUUGGCAAACUUGAAAAAGAAAGAGGAUUGUCUUCUUUGUCCUACAGGGUUUGCUGCUAAUAUGGCAGUGAUGGUAGCUCUUGGAAACAUCAGCUCUCUUUUGGCUUCAGCUGAAGAACCUCUGAAGAAGGAAAAGAUUGCCAUAUUUUCUGAUGCACUGAACCAUGCUUCAAUAAUUGAUGGUAUUCGUCUUGCUGAACGGCAACAGAAUGUAGAGGUGCAUGUGUAUAGACAUUGUGACAUGUCCCACCUUAGUUCAUUAUUAUCAAAUUGUGCAUUGAAGAAGAAAGUUGUUGUGACUGACAGCUUGUUUAGCAUGGACGGAGACUUUGCGCCCAUGGUUGAGCUUGCAAAUCUUCGCAAGAGGCAUGGCUUUUUGUUAGUCAUUGAUGAUGCCCAUGGAACAUUUAUUUGUGGAAAAAAUGGUGGUGGAGUGGCUGAGGAGUUCAAUUGUGAAAGAGAUGUUGACAUAUGUGUUGGAACUCUGAGUAAGGCUGCUGGUUGCCAUGGUGGAUUUAUAGCAUGCAGCAAGAAGUUGAAGAAACUCAUACAAUCAAGGGGUCGCUCUUUUAUAUUUUCAACUGCUUCCCCAGUCCCUGUUGCUGCUGCUGCCCAUGCUGCUGUUAUUGUGGCCAAAAAGGAAGUGUGGCGUAGAAAGGCAAUUUGGAAAAGGGUGCGAGAGUUUCAGGCAUUAACUGGAAUCCCCAUCACGAGUCCCAUAAUUUCUCUAGUUGUAGGGAGUGAAGAAAAAGCCCUGCGAGCCAGCCGGCAUUUGUUGAAAUCUGGUUUCCAUGUGACUGCAAUCAGGCCCCCAACAGUGCCUCCCAAUUCUUGCAGGCUACGAGUAACUUUGAGCGCAACUCACACGACUGACGAUGUGAAGGAACUAAUAGCUGCAUUAUCCUGUUGCAUCAACUUUCAAGAUGUUGGCAGCCAUUGCUCAAAUGGAUAUGCUAGACUUUAGAAAUUAUCUUGGUUUGUGAUAUUUUUUAUUACCAUUUAUCAAGAAUUGUAGAAUAAGGAGUGUUAUAGCAAGGCAAAAAUGCGGUAGUAGGCUAGCUAGCACAUACAUUUUGUGUGCUGCAGAAAUUAGGUCUUGGUAAGAUGAUUUAGUUUCUUUCUAUUUCAGCUGCUUAUUAUUUUCUAUGUAUUUAUUUCGCAAGUUUAGUAUCAGUAUUGAGUUGAUAUGGCAGAGCAUGUGAAUAUAAAAUUAUUCCUACACAGUAAUUGAAACAUUGAAGAUGUAGAGGCCUAAAAUUAUUCCUGUACAGUGGGGUUGUUUUCGGAAAUUAUUUACCUAUUCCCGGCGUAUGA
This is a messenger RNA of Jatropha curcas, 1869 nucleotides long. It is a transcript of the gene BIOF, whose product is annotated as biotin F. Gene Ontology annotation, biological process: biotin biosynthetic process. The record is from RefSeq and is a predicted model, not a curated record. Gene Ontology annotation, molecular function: pyridoxal phosphate binding. Lineage: Eukaryota; Viridiplantae; Streptophyta; Magnoliopsida; Malpighiales; Euphorbiaceae.